GGCUUUUUCCGCAGGAGCAUUCAAAAGAACAUGGUUUAUACAUGUCACCGAGAUAAGAACUGUGUUAUUAAUAAAGUCACUAGGAAUCGCUGCCAAUACUGCAGACUACAGAAGUGCUUUGAAGUGGGAAUGUCCAAAGAAUCUGUCAGAAAUGACAGGAACAAAAAGAAAAAGGAGCCUUUAAAGCAAGAGCUCUUGGAGAAUUAUGAAAUGACAGCAGAACUGGAUGAUCUCACUGAGAAAAUCAGAAAAUCUCACCAGGAAACAUUCCCUUCACUCUGCCAGCUAGGCAAAUAUACAACGAACUCUAGUGCGGAUCAUAGAGUUCGUCUGGACCUUGGGCUUUGGGACAAAUUCAGUGAACUUGCAACAAAGUGCAUUAUUAAAAUAGUGGAAUUUGCGAAACAAUUGCCUGGUUUCACAAGUUUGAGAAUUGCAGACCAGAUCACACUACUUAAGGCUGCUUGCUUGGACAUUUUGAUUCUCCGCAUUUGCACAAGAUACACCCCUGAACAAGACACAAUGACAUUUUCUGAUGGCCUUACGCUAAACCGAACUCAGAUGCAUAAUGCUGGAUUUGGUCCCCUGACAGAUCUUGUGUUCACAUUUGCCAAUCAGCUUCUGCCAUUGGAAAUGGAUGACACUGAAACUGGCCUGCUUAGUGCCAUCUGCUUAAUUUGUGGAGAUCGCCAGGACCUUGAAGAACCAGCAAAAGUAGAUGAACUACAGGAGCCAUUAUUAGAAGCUCUCAAAAUAUACAUCCGAAAAAGAAGACCCAACAAACCUCAUAUGUUUCCAAAGAUCUUAAUGAAAAUCACAGAUCUACGCAGUAUCAGUGCAAAAGGUGCUGAACGUGUUAUUACAUUGAAAAUGGAAAUCCCUGGAUCUAUGCCACCUCUUAUCCAGGAAAUGUUGGAGAACUCAGAAGGACAUGAACCAUUGACACCAAGCUCAACAGUGACAACAGCAGACCACAGUCCAAGUAUUUCCCCAAGCUUGGUAGAUAAUAGCAGUGUCAGUCAGUCUCCUUUGGUGCAGUAAGAAAUUUUCUCUAGUGAAAUUCCUAACUCUUAUGUACAAGGAUGACAUGGCAUAUUUUCUCUACGGCUGCUUAUUUUUCUGGAAUUUUACAGACACUACAAUCCAAAAGGACCAAGAAUUGUUUAUAUGUAUAUAUAUUGUGUGAAGGUAUGAGUAUGUUUAUACACAUAAAGAAGAAGAAUGUGCAGCUUAAUUUGAAACAUAAAUGUUCAGUACACUAAAAUUACAAUCAUGUUUGUGUGGGUGUGCGCAUACGCACGCACGCACACGCACACACACACACACAGAGUAAAUUCUAUUAUUUCUCUACAUUUGUAGGACUGUGCUCUGAAUCUCUGACUUCAUGAAAUAAACAAACUGAUAUGUUGCUAUUGCUUCUUUUGAAUGGCCACAAUUGCAAGUGACAAGAUUGAUCUUGAGGAGGUUUAAAAUUUGUGGUUAUACCAUUUCUGAUGACUUUGUACAUAUAAAAUAUAUGAAUGUGUACUUUCUAUCCUGGAUGUUUGAUGCUUUCCCUUUUUAAAUGUGUACAUGAAAUGCCCCAAACUUUCCUUAGAAAUGGAUAACAUAUUUGUCUGGAUAAAAAACAUUUUAAAAGACACAGUC
Molecule: messenger RNA, 1647 nt
Organism: Notechis scutatus (mainland tiger snake)
Lineage: Eukaryota; Metazoa; Chordata; Lepidosauria; Squamata; Elapidae
Source: RefSeq, a predicted model, not a curated record